UUUUGGUCAAUUAUCAGUUUAUUCUCGUUUUCGCCUGAGACCGUGUAACGUACGUUUGUACCCUGGAGGAGGGACUCUCACAUUAUAAGGUCGGGGAUGUUCGUUGUCUCGCUUGCGGGUGAAUAUCAAGGAUUCUGGUCUCACUUAGGGUAUUCAUGACAAAACGCCACUAGUGUUAGCUGUCAAAGUAUCUUUUAGGGUACACUCGAAAAAAUAAUAACAAAAGAAACGCUAGGCUCUUAUAUUCGUUUUUAGGUUCGAUUUCUGCCGUCUCUCGAGUCCGGUCUUCAAGCUCGAGCUCCAUUCCUGAACUGCGGCUGGUAAUCAAGCCUAUUUCAUUUUAAGUGGUAUCUUUUAGGGAUCAAAUGAAGCUGUAGCCACACCCAGAUUGGUCUCUUUUACGGGCUUAAUUCAAAUUUUCCGACGAGCAUACCCGAUUUUUUGAUAUGGGAAUCCGGGCGUUUGUACUGGCGGCGAUAUCUAUUUAAAAUAUUUAAGACAAAAGAAACAAUAAAAAAAGGAGCUAUGUCUACUCGAACCCAAAUUAAUCCUUUAGUUUAAUUAAGUAAUUCUUUGCCACCAGCCAUGUAAUCGGGCCGCUGUACCGGCCUCUUAUUUUAUGACAAUAGAUAAUUGAGGUACUAGCCUAACAGAGUAUAUGAAUAUCAAAUUUUGGAAAGUUGUUAUCCCAAGUAAUCAGCCUGUUAUCGUAGAAGUUAGGAUUCAGUUUUCAUUCGAUCAUCUCAUUCUCGUGCUGGUUCAACCAAAGAAAAUGUCGGCAACCAAGUGUUGAUAAAAUGUUACUCAAACGUCACAGUCUAAAUGCGUCUUAUUUUAGAUUCGUUUCGAAAAGAAUUCGUUGUUGUUGCUGCUGUCUUUGUUGUUUUUGUUGUUGUUGUCGGUUCUGCUACUGCUGCUGUUGCUUCGUCUGUGAUUGUUGUAAAUAAACACAGACGCCGAUGAUCUCUCCUUCUUUUUCUUCUAGAUUCUUCCACCAUUGAUUGAGUUGAUCCGCGUUAUUCCUUUGCUGGUCUUUGUGGGUAUAUUCAUAAAGACCCGAGAGAGUGAAUACUUGGCAAUUGGAGUACUAAUUUUUUUCGGUAUUUCACUGUUACUCGUGUUCAUGGCACUGGUGCCAACUGGAGGCAAGGAUGUUGGAAGACUGGAACGGCUUGCAAGAUGGUUCACGAUCAACAUGAGUUUUAUUCAAUUCCUACGUAAAAUGAUGCAAAUGACAAACCUGGGUCCCAAUCCCCCGCCAGUUCUAUCCCUGAGCGACGGCGGCCAUAUUGAAAACCUUGGUAUUCUACCCCUGCUAAAGCUGAGACUGAAGAAAAUCAUCGCAGUAGAUGGUGGUCGCAUGCUAUCGGACCUAGACUACGGGCGAGAGCUUCUGCUAGCUUUGGACCUUGCCAGGAAGAAGUUAGGAUGCUCGUUCUUAGGAAUGGAUGGACGAGAUAUUGCUGAGGAUAUUCGAGACAAGUUUGUGGAGAGAAGUCCCGGAUCGCAACCAAGCAGUUAUAGAUUCAAAGUGUAUUAUUAUGACAAGAAUCCUUACACCGACGGAAAGACUAAAGUUGGCGAAGGAGAAAUCCUGUACAUAGCUCCUAGGCAUCCUAACAAAGCAGUCAAAACCUCAAAGUACAUGACAUGGGAGGAAGCGUUGCGUGACAUUGAUGUGGACCUUGAGGCAGGCCUUUGGGGAACUGGACCGGAAUUAUCAGCCGAAGAAGUUGAUCGUCUGACGUUCUGUUGCUGUGAGUGUUGCCAUGGAAACACAUGCCGUGGCCUGUCUGAGGCCAUUUGUGGGUCUUUUCCACACCAUUCAACCAAUAAUCAGUUUUUGACACCAACAAUGUUCUCGGCGUAUCACAGGGAGGGAUACCGCGCGAGCAUGGAAGCAAAAGUAGCCGACUUCGUGUCCGAUGAAUCUGCAAUUCCCGGGACUCCAGUGAUCCUCGUAGUUUGAAUAGCAAUAAUAACGAUAACGAUAACGAUAACGGUAACGAUAAUAAUAAUAAUAAUAAUAAUGAGUGGAGAGAGGUGUUUUGGUUUGAUUGAUUAAUUCGAUUUGUUUGUUUUGGCACCUUAACCGAAGUGAUCAUAGCUUUCGGAAUGAACGAACACUGAUUAAAUGUUGAAUGUUUUUCUAAUUUUUACCGGUAUUCAUGGUUUGAAAUUAAACCUCGUAUAUAUUUAUAUGUAUUGGCGUUCUUCGUCCUUUAUUUGCUUGAAUUAAAUCAUCGAGUACUGCCUCAAACGUGUGGGCGCGCUCUCAAAGCCUAUUUGAAGACUUUUCUAACAAACACUCCCCUCUCUCCUUGCAAUUUUGUAGUUAAAUGGGACAACAAUGUCACGUGAUUAAAAAACGCACAUGGAUGAACGUCGAGCAAACGAACCGGGUCUUGUAUCGUGUCAGUACUUUCUAGAUUACUGUUUUGUUGUUCUAAGCUAGUGUUGGCGCAGUUGUACCCAAGCUUGAUCAAAAUGUGUAGUUUGGGCACGUAUGAUUUCAAGCAAAAUAUGAACGGCAUGCUGUCCCGAGGAAGCGCCUCUUCGUGACUACCAAUAGGGGUUCUCAGACAGAUUCCUACUUAACCGAGGUCUAUGCACAUGCUGCGGACCUUUUCUAUGUGUGCGGUUUUCCAAACCAAGAAAAUGCGAAAUUUUGUGUCGUAUGGAAAAGUUUCAGUAAAACCGCUGCAAGUACCCAGUCUUCCCUUAAUGGGGUCUUAUAUCCUAAAAAUGACUUUUGAACUUUAUUUUGAUGGAAUUAAGUUCAUCCUGUCCAUAAGAACAGUGUUUCGAGGGAAAUGGGAAAAAGUUGAAAUGGGAAAAAGUUGACCAAUAGUAACCAGAAACUGCAAGCAUAUCUUUGCUAUACAGUGCUGACGAGCCCCAA
Molecule: messenger RNA, 2902 nt
Organism: Orbicella faveolata
Lineage: Eukaryota; Metazoa; Cnidaria; Anthozoa; Scleractinia; Merulinidae
Source: RefSeq, a predicted model, not a curated record